UACUGCGCACGCGCAAUACCUCUUACUCUAGGAUGGAUGUGGUGGGUAUUUUAUGUGUAGUAGCGGCAGUCCUCGCUUUGGGGUUCUGGGUUUGGGAUACCCCAUUAAGAAUGAAGAAUCAAGAGCAAGCAGGCUUGUUGGGUGCUGGAGGCCGGACCCUGCUGGUGAUCGCGCACCCAGAUGAUGAAGCCAUGUUCUUUGCUCCCACAGUGCUAGGCUUGGCCCGCCUAGGGCACCGUGUUUCCCUGCUUUGCUUCUCUGCAGGAAAUUACUACAAUCAAGGAGAGAUUCGUAAGAAAGAGCUUUUGCAGAGCUGUGAUGUUUUGGGGAUUCCACCCUCCAGUGUAAUGAUUAUUGACAACAGGGAUUUCCCAGAUGACCCGGGAGUGCAGUGGGACACAGAGCGAGUGGCCAGCGUUCUCCUCCAGCACAUAGAAGCGAAUGGCAUCAACCUGGUAAGGGGACACCCCCUGAAUGGGAAGCCUGAGGUCCUGGCCCAAGUCACACCAGUCGUUUUCAAUCACAGUGCUCUGUAUGCGGCCGUGAGGUCUCUGCACUCAGAAGGGAAGUUUCCUAAAGGCUGUGCCGUGCUCACGCUCCAGUCUGUGAAUGUGCUGCGCAAGUACCUCUCUCUCCUGGACCUGCCCUUGAGCCUGCUCCAGACCCAGGAUGUCCUCUUCGUCCUCACUGGUGAAGAGGUGGCACAGGCCAAGAGUGCCAUGUCCUGCCACCGCAGCCAGCUUCUCUGGUUCCGCCGCCUCUAUGUUCUCUUCUCCCGGUACAUGAGAAUCAACUCACUGCACUUCCUUCAAAGCCUUGAAGACUUUUCAGAUCCAAGGAACAAAGGGGUAAGAUAGGUCAGGAAGCACAGGAGACCUGGCCUGGAGUAGCCUUUGCAAAAGGGAGCCCGUGCCUGCCAGGGCCUGUCCAGACUUCCUCCUCUGGAACAAAACCCAAAGAACCAAAAACAAACCAACCUGAGGAUAAUAACAGCUAGCCUGAUAGUUCUUGUGAAAAACAAUUUGCACGGUGGGGCGGUGCCUGUGGCUCAAAGGAAUAGGGCGCCAGCCCCAUAUGCCAGAGGUGGUGGGUUCAAACCCAGCCCCAGCCAAAAAAUGCAAAAAAACCCCACAAAAAACAAAAAAAACGAUUUGCAUGGUGACAGCAAUGUGGAAAAAACCUGUCAGAGCCUGGGCAGGUCAUUGUUAUUACAAUGAAGGUAAAAGUGCUCUGAAAACACAUCAUAGAUGUGAUUUGUACGCAGUUUCCAAGGUGGGCUCACCAAACAGUGUACAUGGAAUUAGUUCCACCACAAUUCCUUUGACUUUUCUUUGUGGCCUAUUUAUCAGAACUUGUAUCUAAGGAACACUUGUUGGUUUGACUGGCAGUCACUGACUGGAGUGUCCACAUGUGAUCACUGCCGUGGGUGCUGUUGCAUACAGAGAUGGUUGCGUGGACCUGCCUCAGAGAGCUUGUGGUUGAAUUUCUGAGCUCUCACCUCUCAAUCUUUUGGGUGAAGUAAGAAAGAGGAAGUGAAAUCUGGAAUUUGUUUUAAUGUUCAAGAACCUGAUGCCUUAAAAUAGUCCUACACGUUGGGCAUAGUAGCUCAUACCUAUAUUUCUAGCAACUCAGAAAGCUGAGAACUGCUUGAGGCCAAGAGUUUGAGAGCAGCCUGAGCAACUUAAGUGA
This is a messenger RNA of Otolemur garnettii (small-eared galago), 1689 nucleotides long. RefSeq names its product phosphatidylinositol glycan anchor biosynthesis class L (gene PIGL). The record is from RefSeq and is a predicted model, not a curated record. NCBI's taxonomy places the organism in Eukaryota, Metazoa, Chordata, Mammalia, Primates, Galagidae. The transcript is spliced from 7 exons. Bases 33 to 857 code for a protein of 274 amino acids. Gene Ontology annotation, biological process: GPI anchor biosynthetic process. Gene Ontology annotation, cellular component: endoplasmic reticulum. Gene Ontology annotation, molecular function: N-acetylglucosaminylphosphatidylinositol deacetylase activity.